This is a messenger RNA of Peromyscus californicus insignis, 1841 nucleotides long. It is a transcript of the gene Sdhaf4, whose product is annotated as succinate dehydrogenase complex assembly factor 4. Lineage: Eukaryota; Metazoa; Chordata; Mammalia; Rodentia; Cricetidae. The record is from RefSeq and is a predicted model, not a curated record. Gene Ontology annotation, cellular component: mitochondrion. Gene Ontology annotation, biological process: mitochondrial respiratory chain complex II assembly. The transcript is spliced from 3 exons. Bases 66 to 380 code for a protein of 104 amino acids.
GGUGGGGUCGGCGGUAGCCCCGCCCACUUGGCUGCGCGUGCGCAGACGCUGCGGGAGGCGGCGGUAUGAGCUCCACGGUGCCUUCGGGGUCUUUGGUGGCCUCCCUCUGGAGAGCAACAAGAUCCUCCCUUCUGAAUCAUUCUUUGAGGAAGGUGAGUUAUGGAGAAGGAAAAUCUGAACUUGGGAAGCAACCUCUUAAGAAGUCCAAGUUGCCAGUGGGUCGUUUUGAUGCGCCCGAGGACUCGAACUUAGAGAGGGAGCCACUCAAGAAGUUUCCAGAUGAUGUUAAUCCAGUUACCAAAGAAAAAGGUGGACCCAGGGGCCCGGAGCCCACACGCUAUGGAGACUGGGAACGGAAAGGACGCUGUAUCGACUUUUAAGUCACAUUCUUUAACUGCAGAAUCAUUUUCUGAAUGGUUUACUUCACAUUUUUCUUUCUCUAUAUCCUUUAAGCCAUGUGAUGUUCAUUGUGUGUUUUAAAUUACAUGACAGCUGUGAAGCUAUAUCUAGGAAGUGGAAACACUUGUCCGUUUGCACAUGGUAACUUUAAGUGUGUUGGGGUAGAGAGGGCUGCAAGCCUUUGCCGUGAUCUUUAUCGAUUCAAUCAGUUGCUUAUAAAAUGCACAUAUAAAUACAUAAUUUUUGAAGAUUGUCUUUAGAUUGGUAUUUUAUUUUGUAUGUGUGAGUGUUUCUCAUGCAUGUAAGUAUGAGCUUUGUGCCCAUGAAGGCCAGAAGAAGGCAUCAGAUCCCCUGGUACUGGAGUUAGGGGUUGUUGUGAGUCACCCUGUGGGUGCUGGAAACUGAACCCAGAUCCUCUGCAAGAGCAAGUGCUCUAAACCUCUGAGCCAUCUUUCCAGCCCCUGACAUUUAAUGUAUAUUAUUUUUAACUAUGUUUAUACAUGUAUGUCUGUGUAUAUGUGCAUGUGAGUGCAGUUGCCCUAAGAAGCCAGAAGAGGGCGUCAGAUUUUCUGGAGCUGUAGUUACAGGCUGUUGUGAGCCUCCUGACCUGGGCGCUGGGAAUCAAACUCACGUUCUCUGCAAAAGCAGUACUCUCUGCCUUUAAUCCCAGCACUGGGGAGGCAGAGGCAGGCGGAUCUCUGUGAGUUCAAGGCCAGCCUGGUCUCCAAAGUGAGUUCCAGGAAAGGCGCAAAGCUACACAGAGAAACCCUGUCUCAAAAAAACAAAAACAAAAAAAAAAAAAAAAGCAGUACUCUCUCUUAACCACAGAGCCAUCUUCCCAGCCCCAAGAAAAUAACUUUUCCAUGACUGUUGCUAUGACUACGUGUGCUGAUUAGUUUUUGUCAAUUUUGCAUAAGCUGGAGUCAUUUUGGAAGAGGGAACCUCAGUUAAAAAAAUGUUUCCUGGGCUGGAGAGAUGGCUCAGAGGUUAAGAACACUGGCUGUUCUUCCAGAGGUCCUGAGUUCAAUUCCCAGCACCCACAUGGUGGCUUACAACCAUCUGUAAUGAGAUCUGGCUCCCUCUUCUGGCCUGCAGAAAUACAUGCAAACAGAACUUUGUACACAUAAUAAAUAAAUAAAUCUUAAAAAAAAAAAAAAAAAGAAAAGAAAAAGUUUCCAUCAGAUUGACCUGUGGGCAAGUCUGUGAAGCAUUUUUGGUUUUUUGUUUUUUGCUUAAUGACUGAUGUAGGAGGGCCCAGCCUACUUUGGACAGUGCUACCAUUGGGCAGGUGGUCCUGGAUUGUAGGAGAAAGCAACUUGAGCUAGCCAUGGAGAGCACGUUGCCAAACUGCUUCCCUCUGCUUCAGUUCCUGAUCUGCUUACCCUGCUUUCCCUUCGUGAUGGACUAUAAACUGUAAGAUGAAAUAAACUCUUUCCUCUCCA